Messenger RNA from Zerene cesonia (dogface butterfly), 465 nucleotides. RefSeq lists its product as uncharacterized. Gene Ontology annotation, molecular function: odorant binding. The annotation marks the transcript as partial. The transcript has a single exon. NCBI's taxonomy places the organism in Eukaryota, Metazoa, Arthropoda, Insecta, Lepidoptera, Pieridae. The record is from RefSeq and is a predicted model, not a curated record.
UCAGCGUUACUCAUCGCAGUUUUGCCAUUAAUCUUGUCAGCGGAUUGCUACAAGAAUAAAUUCCUCUCGCAAAACUUGGAUUCGGAACCUUCUCUAUCAAUUCUUUACGCUCGCGACAAGAAAAGUGACUUGGUAACAAAUGAAUGCCUCAUGGAAAUGUACCCCAAGAGCCUCUACAAAUACCCCUUACAUAUAGACCGAAACGAUGUCCCCUGUAUAAUACACUGCGUGUUGAAGAAAUUUGGUAUCAUGUCCAACGAUGGCGUGAUAAAUAUAAAUAAUUAUUAUAGACGGGUCCAAGCCAUACACAGAUACGAUCCUAGAGUACUGAUUUCUGAUGUUGGGGAAACCUGCGCUCAGAAUAUAAAUGGCAUGAAUUUAGACCAUGACGUGUGUAAAAAAGCCAAAGUUUUCAACGAUUGUACACAGUUAUAUAUCAUAUCUUUUAAAGAUAUUGAUGAUUGA